Molecule: messenger RNA, 1305 nt
Organism: Truncatella angustata
Lineage: Eukaryota; Fungi; Ascomycota; Sordariomycetes; Amphisphaeriales; Sporocadaceae
Product: X-domain of DnaJ-containing-domain-containing protein
Exons: 2
Coding region: 1-1305 (434 amino acids)
Biological process (GO): protein import into peroxisome matrix
Cellular component (GO): cytosol
Source: RefSeq, a predicted model, not a curated record
AUGGUCGCAGAUACGGCAUACUACGAUGCGCUUGGCGUCAAGCCAGAUGCGACCGACAUCGAGAUCAAGAAGGCCUACCGCAAGGCUGCCAUUAUUCACCAUCCCGACAAGAACCCAAACGACCCCACAGCCCACGAGAAGUUCCAGGUUAUCGGCGAGGCAUAUCAGGUGCUGCAGGACAAGGACCUCAGAGCUGCUUACGACAAAUAUGGAAAGGAGGCCGGUAAGCCCACUGAGGGCUUCGUCGACCCCGCCGAGUUCUUUUCCAGCAUCUUUGGCGGCGAGGCCUUUGUCGACUGGAUCGGUGAGAUCAGUCUCAUGAAGGAUCUGACAGCUACCAUGGACAUCACCAUGGCUAGCGAGGAGGAGGAGGAGGCUGCCGCCGCCGCCGCUGCUGCUGGGCAGACAGAAGAGGAGAAGGAGCUGCGCAAGAAGGAAAAGAAAAAGGGUGGCCUCUCUAAGGAGCAGCGCGAUCAACUUGCUGCCUACGAAAAGGAGCGUGCCGAAGUUCGAGAGAAGCGAAUUGCUGAUCUCACUCAGAAGCUGCUAGACCGUAUCAGUGUAUGGACCGAGACGGACAAGGGCAAGGAUGUGACCCAUGCCUUCCAGGAGAAGAUUCGAAUUGAGGUCGAGAACAUGAAGAUGGAGAGUUUCGGAUUGGAUAUCUUGCAUGCCAUCGGACAAGUCUACAUGAGCAAGGCUACGGGUCUACUCAAGAGCCAGAAAUUCCUUGGCAUCGGCGGUUUCUUCAGCCGCAUGAAGGACAAGGGUGCGCUUGUCAAGGACACUUGGAAUACUAUCUCAAGCGCUCUUGAUGCUCAACAGACUAUGGAGGAAAUGGCCAAGUUGGAACAGACCGGUGGCGAGGAGUGGACCGAUGAGAAGAAGGCCGAAUAUGAAAGACGGGUGACAGGCAAGAUCCUAACCGCAGCUUGGAGAGGGUCCAAAUUCGAAAUCCAGAGCGUUCUCAGAGAUGUUUGUGACAACGUAUUGAACGACAAGAAGGUAAAGCUUGAUAAGAGGCUUGAGCGAGCGCAAGCUUUGAUCUUGAUUGCGGAGAUUACAUCCAAGGUAUGUGAACACGAGCCCAAAAUGAUGAUGACUAAUAUCACUAACUGGGAACAGGCUCAAAGAUCUCCUGAUGAGGAGGGUGACUACAUGGCUUUCGAGCAGUUGGUGGCCGAUGCUGCCAUCAAGAAGGAGAAGGACUCCAAGAAGAAGACCAAGGACAAGGACCACAAGAGGCAUGGUCAUCACCAUGAGGAGACCGCCGAGGCAGGCAAUCUACCCAAGGAGAAGGCGUAA